CCAGCAUGCUUCAUUCCAUGAUCCCAAAAUUUGUUAUCACUGUUUCUGUUCGCAGUUUUUCGCGUGGUAUUUAACCUACUCUAAAAAUGCCAACGUUAUAGCUGUUGAUUUAGUUUUAAAAAUAUGAAAUAUUACAUCAUGUAACGUAGAUUUCAUCACAGUAACUAAACAGUUCUUCGAUUAUUUCAACUCGAUCCUUAAUCAAUCAUGUCGAAAAGAUCUCAACCUAAAUGGCAACCGCUGGACGGCGAGUCAGAUUUAUUCCUGUACAACAGCCUGACUCGAAGAAAAGAGAAGUUUGUUCCACAACAGAAGAAACAAAUAAAAUGGUACAGUUGUGGACCCACCGUUUACGAUGCUGCUCACAUGGGGCAUGCUAGAUCAUAUAUAACAUUCGACAUCUUACGAAGAGUAUUAUCUGACUAUUUUGGUUACGAUGUCAUCUACGUAAUGAACAUCACAGACAUAGAUGAUAAAAUUAUAAAACGUGCUCGUCAGAAUUACCUUUUUGAAGCGUACCUCAAAGAAGAACACACUUUUGAAGAGAUAUUGAACGAUACGAGGAAAGUUUUCGAAAGAUUGACCGCUUCCAUAAAAGAGACUCAAGAUAGCGAUAAACAUACCAUGCUUAGUAAUUUAUCGAAUAAAGUUACUGUUGCCAUUCAAUCUCUGGAGCAAAGUGUGCAAGAGGGCGAUUGUAAAAAAAUAUCCGAUAAUAUUAACCAGCUGUUGAUAACUAUUCGUGAUCCAUUCGCUGAUUAUUUAGAUUCGAAAUUUGGUAGUUCCGUUACAGAUAAUUCCAUUUUUAAUGAUUUACCCAGAUAUUGGGAAAAUGAGUUCCAUCAAGAGAUGAAAGCCUUGAACAUUUUGGAACCGGAUGUGUUGACCAGAGUUAGUGAAUAUGUGCCUGAAAUUAUUGCGUACAUUGAAAAAGUUAUAAGCAAUGGUUUAGCGUAUGAAUCAAAUGGAUCGGUUUAUUUUGAUGUGAAUGAAUUCGAUAGAAAGCCUAAUCAUUUUUACGCCAAAUUGGUUCCUGAAGCUUUCGGAGAUGCAAAAUCUCUUCAAGAAGGCGAAGGUGAUCUUUCUGCUGAUGGUAAAGAGAAACGUUCUGCUACCGAUUUCGCUUUAUGGAAAGCGUCCAAAGCUGGAGAGCCAUGGUGGGAUUCUCCUUGGGGAAAAGGUCGCCCUGGAUGGCACAUAGAAUGCUCUGUUAUGGCCUCAAAUAUUCUCGGAUCAUCUCUAGAUAUUCACACGGGCGGUGUCGACUUAAAAUUUCCUCAUCAUGAUAAUGAAUUAGCUCAAGCUGAGGCGUAUUACGAUAACGAUAAUUGGGUACGGUAUUUCUUGCAUUCCGGUCAUUUGACGAUAGCUGGAUGUAAAAUGUCUAAAUCGUUGAAAAAUUUCAUCACGAUAAAAGAUGCUUUGGAGAAAUACUCGGCUCGUCAAUUGAGAUUCGCAUUUUUGUUGCAUUCUUGGAAAGAUACGUUGGACUACAGCGAUAACACCAUGGAAAUGGCGCUGACGUACGAGAAAUUAUUCAAUGAAUUUUUCUUGAACGUGAAAGAUUUAACCAAGGGUACAAAUGAUGAGAUUGGCUGCUCUUCAUUUACGAAGUGGUCCUCUCUUGAAUUUAAACUCAAUCAGAAAUUCGUUGAUACUCAACAAGCUGUGCAUAAAGCUCUUUGUGAUAAUAUCGAUACCAGAACUACGUUAGAGGCCUUACGUGAUUGCAUCACUCAGUGUAAUAUUUACGUCAAAGAUUCUGAACGUAAUAUUAACGCUAUUUUAUUGAAGAAUAUCGCCAUGUAUAUUACCAAACUGAUGCAAGUAUUCGGUGUAAUUCCAUCAUCUGAAAGUAUAGGAUUCCCGUUGUCUACAAAAUCCGACGCGAAUAUCGAGAACAUAUUAAUGCCUCACUUGAACAUUUUAUCAGAAUUUCGUGAUUCGAUCAGAUCCGCGGCUAGAACUUUGAAAGCUACGAAUAUUUUACAAAUUUGCGAUACCCUGCGCGACGAUAUUUUGCCAAAUGUCGGAGUCCGAUUGGAAGAUCGCGAAGGAGCCAACGCAGCAGUUAAAUUAGUCGAUAGAGAUACCCUAUUGAAAGAAAAAGAAGAAAAGAAAAGAAUAGAAAGAGAAAAAGCAGCCGAGAAAGAGAGAAAAUUAGCCCUACAAGCCGAGAAAGAUGCUUUGAAAAAGAUACCUCCUUCCGAAUUAUUUAAAAAGGAAACGAAUAAAUAUUCGAAAUUUGAUGAAAAAGGUUUGCCAACUCAUGACGCUGAAGGAAAAGAAAUCAGCAAAGGAUUACUGAAAAAGUUACAAAAGUUACAAAUUCAACAGGAAAAAAAGUAUAACGAAUGGCAGCAAUCGAUACAACAAAAUGGAGCUUAAUUCGAUUUUUUAUUUAUUUAUUUUUAUAUGCGAUUUGUUGUACUUAUACCUGACUGAUUGGUAUUUUAAUUAUUUUGUUUUUUUACAACUGAGAAUUUCUUACAUCGAUAUCUCUGCAUUUAGUUUAUUUAACACCAAUAUAAUUACAGAAAGCAUUGAUUUUAAUA
This is a messenger RNA of Planococcus citri (citrus mealybug), 2555 nucleotides long. RefSeq names its product cysteine--tRNA ligase, cytoplasmic (gene CysRS). The record is from RefSeq and is a predicted model, not a curated record. Gene Ontology annotation, biological process: cysteinyl-tRNA aminoacylation. NCBI's taxonomy places the organism in Eukaryota, Metazoa, Arthropoda, Insecta, Hemiptera, Pseudococcidae. Gene Ontology annotation, molecular function: cysteine-tRNA ligase activity; ATP binding. Gene Ontology annotation, cellular component: cytoplasm. The coding region runs from base 208 to 2388 and encodes 726 amino acids. The transcript has 11 exons.